AUGGCUGUCCCACGUUUACGCCCCAGGGGUUGUAUUGCAAUUUUCAUUAUGCAGCACCUAUUAGAAUAUAGUUUUUUAAUCAUGAUUUUUUUGUACGACGAUGUAACCUUGCCUAUAUUCAAAAUUUUAGUAUUAAAAGUAGGGAACCCCACAUUUGUGCGAGCCGAACUCGACUUCCCUCUGUGGUAUAUCGUCGGGAGUACAGCGAAGGUACCAAAAGUGCAUGAUUUGGCAGUGUUCAUCAUGAAAACUGCUGCACAAGCAGCGCUUGUCGUCUGGGUGGCUUUGUCACUGAUUUCUCGGGGUGCGGCUCAGGAAGCUUCAGCAGAUUUCUAUGUAUUUAAUGAUGCAUCUGCAACUUCCACGUAUGGUAGUGGCUUUGAGCCUUCCCGCGCGUUGCAGCCGGGGCCAGGCUACUGGUCUAGUGCGGGAGACCAUCCGACUGAUGAGCAAGUUUCAUGGAGCGGUACCUUGGAGGUUCCCGGUAAAGUCAAAGGCCUCAAGAUUCGCUGGGAAUACGCCCCCCAGGAAGUUCAAGUUUCGACCUCAGCUGACGGCCAGAACUUCUUUGUAGCCGUUCCAUGGCAGCCAACUGCGGGCACAGGGCCAUCUUUCGAUGAGAUCAUCUCGUUCAGUAGUCCCCAAGAGUGCAAAGUCAUCGUGCUCACAAUGCGGAAGGCUACAAACCAGUUUUUUGGCAUCAAUGAAAUUACCCCUCUCGGCGCGGGGCAGCCUCUCUUCAUGAUAGUCGCGGGCAUUACAAGUCCAUCUGGAGAGAUGUGUCUCCAGGUUGAAGGCGGCAAAAUGAACAAAGAAGGUGCCAGGGUCACUCUGAGGUCCUGCGAAGACGCGAUUGCAAUGGGCGACGGACGGGAGCUGUGGUUUACAAACCCCCAAACACAGUUAGUUAGUGCUUUAAGCCACCCGCCGCUGUGCGUCGUUCUCGAAGGAGGGGAAGAGGCAGAUGGAGGAGUCCUCAUACUGUCAAAGUGCUCACGUGCCCUGGAGGAGGGCGAUGGACGUUCCGGGUGGACUUUUCAAGCCAAUUCCCAGAUCCGACUUGCAAAGCCCGGAUCAUGGUGCAUGACGCAGAAGAACGUGAACGGUUCAACCUCUGGCCUAGUGGACCUAGUCUCCAACUCUGGCGUAACUGCAGAGUCAUCUAGUAACGCAGACGAUCUUCAUGGACCGCAAAAAGCCAUAGACAGGGACACGAAUACAUCGUGGGCUUCCGAUUCGUUCGAGGGAACGGAUGAACAUCCAGUGACCCUGGACAUAAAUAUUGGCAAGGUUGUUAGACUGAGCUCCGCUCGGAUCGACUGGGAACAGCCAGCCCUGGCGUACACUCUGCAAGCCAGCAGUGACGGAACGACAUUCAUGGACGUUGCAUCUAAUCCGGCCAACCCCUCGGCUUCGACAAGAGACUCUCUGGGAGGUGUAGAUGCGCAGUAUAUUAGAAUUCUAAUGCAGAAGCCGCAUCCACGGCUGGGAAAGCGCGAGGAAAAGUACCGAUACGCAAUCAAAGAACUAGGGAUUUUCGCAAGCAAACUCGAGCCUGGGAUAGGCAACUGCCGUGAUGCUGCGAAUUCAGACGAUGCACGAGACAAAUAUUUUGUUUCCUAUGUGUCGACCUUCGACAGCGAAUUUGCGAAAAAAAUACCUGCUUUGGGGAAGGAUGUUAUAGCCAAGAGACGGAGUCUUGAAGUCCUGUCAGGAAAGAUUGAAGAGCUCUUCCCGGAUAUGGAAACCUGCAGAGACGAAAAAGGACAGCAGAGUCAACACCUGGCUUCGUUAUCAACUACUGUUGGUCAACUCUUGUCCAGCUAUGAAAAGGCAACUGAGGGAGCAAGAAUUGUGGGCGUCGACACAGUAAUACCUGGUGACACCGAGGAGCAUCCAGCUAGAGACUGCUACGCGAUCAAGCUCCAGGUUGCUGAUGCGGUUUCAGGCUUCUACUGGGUUCGUCCCAGAUGUGCUCAUAAAGCACUCCGGGCCUACUGUGACAUGGAAACCGGAACCAUGAUCUAUGUACAAACCAAAAACGAGUUUCCACGGAUUGCUGGUCGCCCUGAGGGGCUGUUAGCAUCAGCUUACGAAGUCAGGCAGGCGUGCGCAUCCAUCGGUCUCGAGCCCCUUGUUCCCCGGGCCUUGUCUCAUAUCCACAGCGCAACAAAGGCAGCAAAGCAAAUGCAUUUGCAACUCGAUGGAGAAGAGGGCAUACCCAUUGCUCACGAUCCGGGCUGCGCCGCUGGACAGUGCUCUGGAUCCUUUCGCGACUUCUAUGAUGGCGCUACGGACUUAAUGGGCUUGAUUCUUGCGUUAGCCUCAGCGGAUAGCAGCGCGACUGCUUGGACAGACACUGCUGGCCUGGGGAGGUCAAACGGCGACAAGAUGGGCUACUUUGCAUUGUCCACAACCCCGUUGGCAGCUCUUCUGUGUUCCACAAAUGCCACUGGCGAAGUUGAACAGGCGCCAGCGCUUACUCUCAAGUGCGAUGAAGUAAUGGAGGGACACGAAGCCUUCAAAGCGACUCUAAAUACUAACAUUUUGGUGGAGUGCCCACCUGGUUGCGAAAAUAUCGAAGCGCUUCCUGUAUUUGGAUCUGGAGGCGUUUACGCCGAACGCAGUUCCAUUUGCAAGGCGGGAGUCCAUGCAGGCCUCAUUCGGGAUGGUGGCGUCUUCACAGUCGCAAUAGAGUCACCGAACUCUUCAUUCGAAGGUUCAAAGCAGAACGGCAUCGAGUCUAAGUCGUUGCAUCUUGAUCCUGGGGAAGCAAUCAGAAGUAUGAGGCUUUUCAAGAUAAGACAGGAAUGCCCAGGAGAUACAUUGGGCCCCUCAAGUUCUUCAGCACAAUCGCCCCAAACAUCCUUCCUUGAACUUAGCAGCAACAGUAUGCCUGCGUCGAACGCUUCACCGCCGCCCUACGACCCCGCCCUUGCAGCAGCUUCUGAUGCAGCCAAGGACCUGGCAACCCAUGGCAUUGACCCCAUCGCCGUUAAUGAUGCAAAAAUAGACGCUGGUACAACCGUCGGAGAGGCUCGAAAGCUCAUCAAACCCGCAGAGCAACUGGGAGAAAGCGUGUUCGCUUCUGCUCUAAGCCUCUUCCGCGACACCGAAAUCCUUACAAACCGCUUACUGGCAACCUCUGCAGGAGUCGCCACACGCCUGGAAUACCUGCAGGACGAGCUGAAACAUCUAGAAGACACGCAUAUUGUACAAGGAGGAUACAAGAGCUACCAACUGAACCCACAAGACACCACGUUCGAAAAAGAGUUCAGAGUAGAGGACAGCAGCUUCACACACGGGGGCCCAAGCCAUUGGGGUUUCGCCGCACUCGUGUCAGGCCACCAGAAUGUCUUUGGCCAGUCCACUGCAAUUCGAGGGACUGCCGAAGUCCAUGGGACUUAUGCUCUAUUACGGAGGCAUAGCUUCUACGACUUUAUCCUGCACGUGGAGUUUCUGCCAAUGGGCAGCGGCUGUGUUGGUAUCGGUUUUAGAAUGAAGGACCAUGACAACGGCUAUCUCUUGUUGCUCCAUCAGAAAAAGGGGAGAAAGACGCUUGAACGGCUCGAAAAGGGCGUCCGAAAAACCAUCGCAGAACGUAAAGACGGCGGAUUCAUCCAAGGGAUUUGGCAUAAAGUUAGGAUUCAGGGAAUGGGAGGCCACAUCACUGUCUGUAUCGGGGAGGAGGAUGAGCCCGAUGCUGAGAUAUUUACUGUUCUGGACGAGCGUUUUGCAUCCGGAGCAAUUGGAUUCUUCACCUCAGGAAUGCAAGAUGGAGCAUACUUUGACAAACUGCGCGUGGAGGCGUUGCCUUGCGAGACACCGCAGACUCUACUGCCCCCCCUACCACCUCAAUGCUCCGUCUUUACGGAUACAUACUUUAGCAGCGUCGGUGUGCUUUACAAAAUACUUGAUGGAGAGGAUAAAGGUGGUGCAGUUGGCCAUUGGGAAUACCGAGAUAGAAUCGGGGGACGCAACCAAGUUCUGGCUCAGCUUAAUGCUGUGAGUGGGGCUUCUGAAGUUGGAACAAUGGCAAUUCUCAAGGGUCAGCGAAUGUGCAAAAACGGCUUCAUAUCCUUCGAUUUCUUCUCGCAGUGCACUAGAGGUGCAAUCGGGGCAGUGUUUCGUUUUGUAUCAGAAGAAACGUAUAUGAUUCUCGAGGCGACCGCUACGGAAUUAAGGCUGCGAAGCGUUGUAAACAAGAAGUCCUCUGUUAUCGGCAGGAAAGCCAUAGAGCUUGGUAUUAACGUGUGGCACACGCUACACGUGGCGUUCGAGGGCUCACGCGUGGCAGUGCGCCUUCAAAAUGCGGAUAGCGUAGCCACUAAACUUGUUGUCGAGAUUCCUUCAGAAAAGGAAGCACCAACAGACGGCGCUGUUGGUCUGUCUGCAUUCAACUGCGGGGGAGUGGCAUUUGACACAAUUCAGCUCUCUCCAAUGCGCUUGGAAACAAGGGCUGAGCCCCGGUUUGUUGAGGCCGUCGUAUCUGACAAAAUAUGGAGUGCGUGCACCUCGACGGAACAUUUCAUAGCGAGGCGGGAGCACUGCAUGGAGAUGCUUCCAAACAAGUCCAAAGCUCGGCAGCUUUCCUGUGCAGCAGACUACUGCUCCGAGUGUUGCGCAUUCCACACAAGCUUAUUGAGCCCGCAACACAAAAUAAGAUGCGAAAGGGGCUGCACUCAGAAGACCAGAGCUGCCCAAGAUGCCGAAGCCGCGUUCAACACCAAAGUUCAACGGUGUGCCACAGCACGGGACAAAAGAGCCGCUCUGUGUUCACAGUGGCUGUACGAGCAGAAGCACAACAAAAAAGCCCUUAAACAAGCGGACCUGAUCCUCAAGAAGUUCCCCGAACACGGCGAGACCCUCUCUAUGAAGGGGCUCAUUCUUUCCAAUAUGGGCAAUGACAAGAAGCAGGACGCUUACGACUACGCAAAGCGUGGCCUUCGCGCAGACAUCACGAAUUGUGUCUGUUGGCACGUCCUGGGUUUACUCUAUCGACAGGACAAGGACUACGCUGAGGCUUCCAAGUGCUUUGUGCAAACCCUGCGGCUGGAUCCAAACAACUACCAAGCCAUGCGCGAUCUUGCCCACCUCCAGAUCCAUGAGAGGAACUUGCAGGGGUUUCUCGAGACGCGAAGGCACAUCCUUAAGGCUCGCUCUCGGUUCAUUCGGGAGUGGGCCGCCUUUGCCGUUGCAAACCAUCUGGUUGGUCGCUUAACGAUAGCGCAGGAUAUUCUCGGAGAAAUGGAGAAUCAAUUUGGGGAGUCUCGCGAUUUGGAUCCUUUUGAGAAGAGCGAAAUCAUGCUCUACAAGGCCACACUUCUGGAGGAAAUGGGCGAAUACAGAAAAUGCUACGAUUUCCUUGCUCAGCGCGAGGCAGACAUAUUGGACGAAACCUCGUUACUAGAGAUGCAAGGUCGCAUGUCAAUCUUCUUAAGGGAUUACGAAAAGGGCCGUGCAGCCUACAAGCGGCUAAUUGAGUCGAACAAAGACAACGAACGGUACAUCCUUGGCUUUAUGGCCUGCGACGAAGACGCGCGUAUCCGCGAACUCUUUGCACUACCCUCCUGCUCCCUCAAUGGUGCAAUCGGCAAAGCGGACUCCAUGGACUUCCGGAAGAAUUUAAAGCAGCUGCAAGGAGGAAAGAUAUUCCAGAGCACUGCGAACGCAUACGUCUGCCUGAUGCCGGGGAGCCUGCGUUCCUCUGGCGAAGAUGGAAGCGGCUGGUUGGAGUCGUGUUUUACGUCACAAGCUGAUCGUGAAUCACGUCUGCAGGAUCCCGAGCUGCAUCCAGUUUCAGGGUGGAAACCCUGGCAAACACCCAAGGCCCCCCCCUCAUUCAGACUCGUGCGAAUCCCUCCGGAUGAGAUCCAAGACGCUAUCUCCAAAUAUUUCAGUGGUGCGCCUCGUUGUUUCUUCCCAGCUUUUCGCCCCUUUUUACAUCUAUAUUUUCCUUGCCUUGCCCUCAUAACGCCGUCCAUGACAGGCGCUGUUCUGUGUGUAUGUAUGUGGGCCAUCGACCACACUCCCACCUUUGCCGACCUUUAUCUUGUAAAGGGCAGAAUAUUCAAGCACGCAGGGGCCUAUCAUGAGGCAUGCGAAUUGCACGAAAAAGCCAGAAACCUCGACCUUGCUGACCGACUCUCCCAUGAAGUGUACGCUUAUUUCGCGCACUCCCCGACCUUUACACCCAGUGAUCGCCGUGGUGCUUGUGGGUUGGUGCAGCUAUAUGAACUCUAA
Cyclospora cayetanensis is the source of this 6243-nucleotide messenger RNA. RefSeq lists its product as uncharacterized. Bases 1 to 6243 code for a protein of 2080 amino acids. The record is from RefSeq and is a predicted model, not a curated record. Gene Ontology annotation, molecular function: protein-N-terminal amino-acid acetyltransferase activity; extracellular matrix structural constituent; protein binding. Gene Ontology annotation, biological process: N-terminal peptidyl-methionine acetylation. The transcript has 32 exons. Lineage: Eukaryota; Apicomplexa; Conoidasida; Eucoccidiorida; Eimeriidae. Gene Ontology annotation, cellular component: cytoplasm.